AUACAAUAUUCAGUUAUAACGAGGAGAUUGCAGAAUUAAAAUUUUCAUGUAAGGGCGGUGGAGACGAUUUCUCGUCUAAUCGCCGUCGAGUCUAAGAGUCCACCGCCGUUGAAGAUCGCCCCUUGUUCCAUCUACUUCGUCGUAUCGCUGUCGGAAUUCUCCAUCCGCCGAUCAGAUUCAGCCGUAUCUUUCCGGUAGAAUCGUCGAUUCCGAUCUCACAUCAAUUGCAAAUGACUAGCGGAGCCGCCGACGAGGACGCAGAUGCCGUCCUCAGCGACGUCGAGUCCGACGAACCAUCCCCCGUCGUUCUAAACGAUCCUCCUCCCCCUCCUCCUCCUCCUUCUCCUCAGGAGGCACAAGACUCGAGGCUGAAGGAGCUAAUCGCUGAGCUGGAUCGCGAGAAGAAGGCUCGAGAAGCCGCCGAGAGCUCGAAAUCGGAUCUACAAACGGCUUUCAACCGGCUCAAGGCGCUCGCUCACGAGGCGAUCAAGAAGCGAGACGAGUCCAAGAGGGAGCGAGACGAAGCUCUUAAAGAAAAGGAGAAUCUAACCAAGGAGCUCGAGAGCGUGAGUAAAGAGAAAGAUGAGGUUUUUAAGAAGCUUGAUGAGGCUGUGAGGUCUAGAGAUGGUUUGAAAGCGGAGAUCGAGACUUCGUCUCAUAUGUUGGUGUCUGGGAUUGAGAAGAUAUCAGGUAAAGUUAGUAGCUUUAAGAGUUUCUCAAACGGAGGAGGUCUCCCGAAGUCUCAGAAGUAUACAGGCUUGGCUUCUGUUGCUUAUGGGGUUAUCAAGCGUACGCAUGAGAUCGUGGAGGAGCUUGUUAAGCAGAUUGAUACGGCUGCGAAGGCGAGGAACGAAGCUAGGGAGCAGAUGGACCAGCGGAACUACGAGAUAGCUAUUGAGGUUUCUCAGCUGGAAUCGACGAUUAGUAACUUGAGGUUGGAGGUUGCGGAGAAGGCUUCGGUUGUUGAUGAUUUGGAGAGGGAUGUGAGUGAGAAGGAGAAGAGGGUUGCUGAGGUUGAGAAGGGUGGUUUGGAGAAGGUGAGUGUGCUUGAAGGUGAGGUUGUGGAGCUUAAGCAGUUGGUUGAUGAGUAUGAUGGGAAGUUGAAGAGUAUGGAAGUGAAGAUGGGAGCGCAGCGUCCUUUGUUGGUGGAGCAGCUGAGUCUUGUGUCGAAGAUCCAUGACCAGCUUAACGAGGUUGUGAGGGUAGUUGAUGGGGAUAGUUUAGAACAGUCUGAGUCUUUCUUUAUUCCUCAAGAGACAGAUAUGGAGGAGAACGUUCGAGCUUCUUUAGCAGGUAUGGAAUCCAUCUUGGAACUUACCAAUGUGGUUUCUGAGAAAGCACAAAGUUUGGUGGAAGAGAAGAGCCAUGAAGUGAAGAAGUUGAGUGAAACUGUGGGUCUAUUAGUGAAAGAGAAGGAACAUAUUGGUACUUUACUGAGGAGUGCUUUGUCUAAAAGAAUGGUAUCGGAGCAGUCAUCCCAAGAAAGCGAAAUGUUCCAAGCUGCAGAGAAUGGUUUGAGGGAUGUUGGUAUUGAUUUCAAAUCCAAGGCUCAGGAAUCUCUUGGUGAUAGUAAAGAUGAUCAUGGUACAGAAGAGAAUGAAAUAUAUUCUCUGGCAAGCACAUUGGAGAAUAUUGUCAAGGCAUCUCAACUCAAGAUUGUUGAACUGCAGCAUUCGUUGGAGGAAUCAAGGGAAGAGACUAGUUCUCUGAAGAAACUGUUGGACUCUCAGACAAAGGAGCUUAACCAGAGAAUGCGGCAAAUAGAAGAACUCAAAGAAAAGGAGAGAAUAGCGAAUGAAAAUGUUGAAGGUCUUAUGACUGACAUUGCUGCUGCUGAAGAAGAAAUAGCGAGAUGGAAAGCAGCAGCCGAGCAGGAGGCUGCUGCUGGUGGAGCUGUUGAACAAGACUUUACGUCUCAGCUGUAUUUGCUCAAAGAAGAACUUGAAGAGGCAAAGCAAGCGAUUAAAGAAUCAGAGAAGAAACUAAAGUUUAAGGAAGAGACGGCAGCAGCAGCCAUGGGUGCAAGGGAUGCAGCAGAGAGAUCUCUGAGACUCGCAGACAAUAGGGCAACUAGGUUGAGGGAAAGAAUACAGGAGCUGAACAGUAAAGUUGAAGAAUUAGAAACCCAUCGAGAUAUGAAUACUUCAAACAGAGCUAGAUAUGUGUGCUGGCCAUGGCAACUUCUCGGGAUUGAUUUUGUGGGAGGUCGAAGAGUUGAGUCGGAACAAGAACAAAGUUCCAACGAGAUGGAACUCGCUGAACCUCUGUUAUGAGAAACCCGGUAUUUUAUACAGUUACACUCUGUAUUUGGUUUGAUUUUUUUUUUUUAAUGUAUAUACUACCCCAGCUGAUAAAAGUUUAAAGCUUGAAUAUGUUUUGUUUGAUCUUGUAAUGUUGUUUUACUGUAAGAAGUUUAAUC
Messenger RNA from Raphanus sativus (radish), 2419 nucleotides. RefSeq lists its product as uncharacterized. The coding region runs from base 231 to 2273 and encodes 680 amino acids. The transcript is spliced from 5 exons. The record is from RefSeq and is a predicted model, not a curated record. NCBI's taxonomy places the organism in Eukaryota, Viridiplantae, Streptophyta, Magnoliopsida, Brassicales, Brassicaceae.